UAGUUUUUAUUGGUAACGAUUGGUAGCAAUUGUUUGUUUGGAAAUGAUUUUGAAAUGAACUGUCGUCGGCGAGUAUGCGGUGCUUAACGUUCUAUUAAGAAGUGCUGAAGAGUGAUUCGUCGGAGUUUUGGAGCGUUUGGGGAAAGCGAUUGAUUUGAUUUGAUUUCACUUGGAAGACGAGAAGGUUUAUAUUGUCAAGACAAAGUCGACGUAUUUAAAACAAGUCGGCGGGCGUAUCUAAGAGAUCCUUUUUCAACUGUUGACUUGGCACAGAUCAGAACAACAAGUGUCAGAAAAGAUUCACCAAGGCGUUGGAAAUAAACCAUGCAGGAAAACAAGGAAAAUUUAUAUUCUUAUUCAAACGCUAAUAGCCUUUUAAAGAAAGAGAAAGAGAAACGACUUCAGUUGCCAGGGAGUUAUGAAGGAGAGCGUUGUAAUGAUUCCUCGAUAAUGGAGGAAACAUCUCUCUGGCAUCAGCAAUCCGAUGUGACGUUUGAAACCAUCGAACGAAUGUGCAAUAAAACUUUAUCGGAUCCAGAAAACUCAAUUCAUGAUUAUUUAGAAAAUUGGGAAACAAGAAAAAAGAAGACUUCGAAAUCUGAUGAAGAAAUAGAGGCACUCAAUAGAUUAUAUCAAGAGUUUGGGAUUGAUAAUGAAAAUAGCAGUAAGGAAGUGAACCAAACACAAUUAAGUGAGGUCGAACCUCCCUCUUGUCUUUGGGAUAAUACUGUAAAUAAUGAAACAUGUCAUCUCUCAUCUCCGGUGAAAAUUGUUGGCCUACUCCGUCCAUCCACAAUUCUAGAAGAAAGUGGAACUGAAUCUAUUGCUAGUUCCAACAGUUUCAAAAGUGCUCAACCACCUCCUACGGAAACGGCAUCGUCAGAUCAAUAUGAAACGGCGAAUGAAACACAUUCUGAAGAAUUUAAAGAACGGAUCGGACAUAGAGAUCCGAAUGAAAUAAAUGCUUCGAUUUCAACAGAUUCAGGCCGUUCAACAACGUCAAGACCAGAUGCAUCCGCCUAUUUUGAAAUGUUUCCACUUCGCAAAUUAUCUUAUCCCGAAAAAUUUAAAGGACCUCGAAUAUAUAAUAAAGCAGUUUUUCUUCCAGAGUCCGCCCAUCAGAAAGAUUAUGAAAGCUCCUUGAAAAGGUUGGAUGAAACUUCAAAGAUUUCUUCAAUAUCUAAUGACAGUUUAAAUAAGCCUAAAAGAAAGUCAAGGUCAAGUAAAUUUAUGGAAGAUAGUUUGGAGGCUGGAGGGAAUUUAGGUGAAGAGUGUAAUUCUAUGAGGGACAUAAAAAAGGAAACAAGAUUUGAAGGCUCUAGAGAUACUGAUGCAUGUCGUGACGAAUCAUCAGUGAUACUGAUUUCGGAUGACGAAGCUGACGCAACGAGUAAUGAUGAUUUGAAUAGGGGUUUCUAUAGAGACUUAGAGACUCCAACGGAUGAUUCGGUAAUAUUAAGUGAACAAAGUGACAUAAAUGUGUCCCGAGAAUUCAAUGAUACUUUGGAAGAAAUUGAAUAUAUAAUGAAAAAGGGCAGAAAGUACUUAGCAGAUCAGCAAACCACUCCAUUAAAAACGAAAUUAGUGCCGAUAGUGAGGAAAACACCAGUUUGCACUACUUCCCCUGCAACCCCAUGUACUGUUAUAAAGAAACCGAAAAGUGCAGCGAUAAAUCAGCAAAGUUCACCAUUGCUCACAAAGACGCUGUUUAAAUCUAAUAAUGUACCGAAAUUCGAUCAUAGGUUUGAUCAUAUUAUAAGUCCGAUACGAACUUACAUUCACAAUACGCCAAAAUCACCUAUUACGACAACAAUGAAAACAACGCAAAGUAUAUUUGAUACAAAGUAUGGGCGAGAGUCACGGCCACCAAGCAGAAAUAAUUUAGAAAGUUUGAAGGAAACUCCUCCAAAAGCAUUAUGCAGUCUCCCUCGAAAGGCGUAUAUUUCAGCAGAAUAUAAACAUGUUGUCGAUCAGCGAAGCCCUAUAUCUAUACCUGGGGGUGAAAAAAUACACCAAUAUCUGGGAUCAGGUAUGGUUCCUGCGGUCCUAAGACACGAAGGCAAAUUCAAGACUGAUAUGUCACCACGUAAAGAGAGAAAUUUAGAUAAAAGUUCGGGAAGUUUGGCGAACUUCUCAUUAGCUUCGGGGGAUAUGUCUGUUUUAUUAUUAAAAGACGCUAAAGAUUUAGCUUCUAAAUACUAGUUUAGAAAUUGAAAAAGAAAUAAUUUCGGACAAGAAGAGAAUUGUGUUUUAUUUAAUGUAUAUGAAGCAAAUUUAUAUUGAAGUUUCAGAGAACUUUAUGUAGUUUGUUUAGACUACGUUGCGACUUUUAA
Messenger RNA from Hermetia illucens (black soldier fly), 2333 nucleotides. RefSeq lists its product as uncharacterized. The transcript is spliced from 4 exons. The coding region runs from base 325 to 2202 and encodes 625 amino acids. The record is from RefSeq and is a predicted model, not a curated record. NCBI's taxonomy places the organism in Eukaryota, Metazoa, Arthropoda, Insecta, Diptera, Stratiomyidae.